AUGGAAACUAAUAACAGUGAACAUAUUGAGGAAGAAACACCAGAAGGUCAGAAAGAUGAGCAAAGAAAAGAAAGCAGAAUUCAAGAAUUGGAAGAUCAAGUAGCAAAGUUAAAGGAACAGUUAAACGCAGUUUUCGACGAGACAAACCAAUUGCUAACGCAACAAUCAGAAGAACAAGGUAAAGUUUGUAAUAGAAAUUUCGAAUUGGGAACAAUACGUUGGAUUUGCCAAGAAAUGUUACACAAUGUAUCAAUAACAUUCAAGUUCAAAAAAGUCGAUAGAGAUGGGUUUAUUCUAUCGAACAUAUAUUACAUUUCUUCGUAUCAAAAAUGAACAAAAUAUUUCACGCAAUUCAAAAAUCAUGUUUGACCGUUUGAGUUACUAGUACGUAAAUGAAAUGUUACUCGAAUUACAUAUGUACCAGCAAUUGCAUGCAUGGGUGCUGUACUUCUGUAACUCAGCUCAGCUCGCAAACCACUGCUAGUAGGAGUAGGGUACCGUAUUUUGUGCUGGGUUUGUGUGUCCUUUUUUGUUAUAAAAAUUUAUAAACGCUUUCUUUCUUCCAGUUGAAUUAUUCACACAUGAACAAGUCGUUGGAGAACCUGGAUCAGUCCAUAAAACAGAAAAAGAAAAAAUAGAACAACUUACCAAACAAUUGAAUAAGGCAAACAUUACCAUUAAUAAGUUGCAAAGUGUCAACAAGAGGUUGAGAGAAGGAAAGGAUGCCGCAGAGUUGGCGAAAACGAAGUUGGAAAAAGAAGCAAAAGAACUGAGGCAGACAAUAUAUCAAUUAGAACGUGCGUUAGAGCGCGAGAGAAAAAGUCUCCAAGAAGAUUUACAACGAAAAGGUCACCUUUGUAACAAAGAUUGUGGAUUGUGUUGCUUACUAUGGAUUUGCAAUAACAAACUGGGUCUCUAUCCUUGUGGUCCCCAUUUACAAACAAUUAUAACACUCAAACUAGACCGUUCUGAUCCAAUAACUGAAAAUAAAUAUUUAGGCUGUGAAGCAUUCAUGUCCAUUUUAGUAAAAUAUGAAGUAGUUGAUAUAUAUCCUAAGCAAGAUCCCGAGUGUCCUAAAAAGAAUGACAUCCACGAUUGUUACUGUAACAAAGAUAAAGCAUGGGAAAAACUCAUGGGCGUGGAUACGAAGGAACGUGCAGUGAUAAUUGGAAGCCUAAUUUUGAAGGCAGAUGAGGUGGGUCAUUGCGUAGUGUGUGACUUGGAGACAGAUGCAAGGGAGAAAGGCAGCUUAACAAUCCAUGACCCACAGUCAGAGGAAUGGCGGACAGUUAAUCAAGAUGCUUUUAGAAAACGUGUAAAAGAUGUCGAUGGAGUUGUAGUGUUCACUGUCAACGUCGAAAACCUGAACCAAAUAAUCAAAGUUUACGAGAAAAGUUUAAUUCAUAAAUCGAGAGAAGAUUGUAAUCUUACUGGCACUGACAACAACCGCAUGUCUCCUGUGUCACCGACAGUUACCGAGUCGCCUGAGGAACCGAAAAUUAUCGAGUUGCCUGCGGAAUCGACAGUCACCGAGUCGCCUGCGGAAUCGACGGUCACCGUAUUGCCUGCGGAAUCGACGGUCACCGAGUUGCCUGCGGAAUCGACGGUCACCGAGUCGCCUGCGGAAUCGACGGUCACCGUAUUGCCUGCGGAAUCGACGGUCACCAAGUUGCCUGCGGAAUCGACGGUCACCGAGUCGCCUGCGGAAUCGACAGUCACCGAAUUGCCCGCGGAAUCGACGGUCACCAAGUUGCCUGCGGAAUCGACGGUCACCAAGUUGCCUGUGGAACCAAAUAUGCAGCCUGCGGCACAGGACAUGUUCCCUGGGGAACCUUAAUACAAAACUAGAAGUAAUUAUUGCCAAGCCUUCCCAACAACAUACUGUACUGUAGCACAAUCAUUUAAGGAAAGGACAUAGUGCAGAGACACAAACAAUAUUGUUGGUACUGUAGAUAGCAUAUUGACCUGACUAUGUAUAUAUUUAGUACACCUAAAAAACACCACUUCCUGUUAAUUUUUGUUAUUUUGGUAAUUCGUGGUUCGGAAUGAAGUGUCCAAAAUGUCAACUUCAG
This is a messenger RNA of Paramuricea clavata, 2072 nucleotides long. Lineage: Eukaryota; Metazoa; Cnidaria; Anthozoa; Malacalcyonacea; Plexauridae. The record is from the annotation of a GenBank genome assembly.